UCGCCAUGGCGAUGUACUCGGACCAGAUCGCCAUUGUCGGCAUCGGCUGCAAGGUGCCAGGCGCCGACAACGUCGAGCAGUACUGGAAGCUUCUAGAGAACGGGGAGAACCACGUCAUCGACAUCCCCAAGGAGAGAUGGAACAACGACGCCUUCUACGACCCCGACCCCCACGCCAUAGGGAAGUCGUACGUUCGCAGGGCGGGACUGCUGAAAGACCCCAUCGCCUUCGACAACAAACUGUUCAACAUCAACGACUUUGAGGCUGACCAGAUGGACCCCCAACAGCGAUACGUGCUGGAUUGUUCCUUUAUGGCCAUGGAGGACGCUGGCAUCACGCGUGAUAAGCUGGCUGGUUCUAAUACAGGGGUCUAUGUGGGUGCCAUGAACGGCGACUACAGAGGUUUGUUCACAGCCAAGUCUUCCAUCGUCGGCAACUACACCGUGACCGGUAUCUCUAACAGCAUCAUCGCCGCCCGUGUGUCCUUCGUCUUCGACCUGCGGGGACCGUCCAUGACACUGGACACUGCCUGCUCUUCUGCCCUGCUGGCCAUACACAUCGGUGCCCAGGCAUUGAGGACAGGUGACUGCGACAUCGCCCUGUGUGGGGGGACAAACUUCCUCAUGUCCCCGGACGUCUUCGUCCACCUCAGCAAGGCCCACAUGGUCUCCCCCACUGGACAGUGUUUCGCCUUCUCAGACAGUGCUGACGGCUACACCAGAGGGGAAGGGUGCGGCAUGGUCAUCCUCAAACGUUUAAAAGACGCUCUGAGGGACGGGGAUCGCGUCUGGGCAACCAUCGACACGGGGUCCAACCAAGAUGGCCACAGCGUGACGCCAAUCUCAGCGCCCUCUGGCGACCAGCAGAUCAAGUUGUUAGACCACGUGUACAAGAUAGCCGGUGUUGACAUCAAUAAGAUUGACUACAUAGAGGCUCACGGUACUGGAACAUCCGCUGGUGAUCCAGUAGAAGCAAACGCCUUAGGUAAAUUUUUCCAGGAGAAAGGGGCCGUCCGCCAUCGCUACAUCGGGUCAGUGAAGACAAAUCUAGGUCACCUGGAGUCGGCCGCAGGUACCGCUGGCCUCAUCAAGGUCCUGCUGAUGAUGAAACACUCCAAGAUCGUCCCCUCCCUGUUUUUUGACAAGCCCAACCCCCGGAUCAACUUCCCCGACAUGAACCUCAGCGUCCCCACCCAGGUCAUCGACUGGCCGGCGCAGAACAAAGUCGCGUGCGUCAACUCGUUCGGGUUUGGAGGCACGAACUGCCACGCUGUGGUGCAGGCCUACGAGGAUCACAUGUCCAGACAGAACAGUAUGGUGGAGGGUCAGAACAUCCCCUGUGUCGUCUGCUUCUCCGCCAAGCACGAGAAAUCUCUGAAAGGAAGUAUCGAAGACUUCGUCAAUCAUCCAGAGGUGAGUACCUUUGACGUGCAUGACGUGUCGUACACGUCGUCGGUCCGACGCGACCACUACAACGUCAGGUACGCGACGGUUGUUGAGGACAUGUCUGAGCUGCUGGCACGCUUGAAUGAUUAUUUAAGCAAAGGUGCGAAAGGGUCAAACGCUGUCAGACGCGCGCGUGUGGUGUACGUCUUUGGUGGGAUGGGCACGACGUGGAAGGGGAUGUGCAAGGAACUCAUGAACAUGAGCAAUGAGUUCCGGAACGCCAUCUUAGAGAUUGACCAAUAUUUAUCGAAAUACGUCACGUGGUCGGUCGCCAGCCGUUUUGAAAAAGAAGCUGACAUGGACGACCCGGAGUUUUCUCCCAUCGCAAUCUUCGCCUGCCAGAUUGGUCUGGCCAAGCUGUGGUCAAGUCUUGGCGUGACGCCGGCCUGCGUGGUUGGUCAGUCAGUCGGUGAAGUGGCCGCUGCUUACUUUGCUGGAAUACUGACCAUGGAAGACGCGGUGAAGGUCAUCUACUACCGCACGAGCCUGAUGGCUUCGGUGAUUGGAGGAAAAAUGUUCGUCGUGAGAAACAUGCCGGUCGAUAAGGUCAAGGACGUGGUGGGCGGGUUUUCCGGCCUGGCCAACGUGUCGCUGGAGUACAGCCCCAUAUCCUGCGCCGUCAGCGGUAAUUCGGACAUCGUCAUGCGCAUCAAACAGGAGCUGCAGAACAAAGCGAGGAACCUGAACAUCCAGAUACAGCUGGUUGACCUGCAGGUGCCCGUCGCCUACCACAGUCACCAUGUCGAUGGAUGCAAAGCCGGGCUGAGAGAGGCGCUCGCGGGUCUGGCACCCAAAGCUCCAGAGAUAGACAUGUUCUCAAGCGUGACCGGAGAACUUGCGACAGCUUCGUUGGGUCCUGACUACUGGGUCAGCAACAUGCGGGAGCCUGUCCGGUUCUUCGACGCGGUGCAGAAGACUUUCACCAAGGGCUACAAGAACGUGUACAUCGAGAUCGGACCGAAACCAGUCAUGCGUGCCCACGCCAAUGACAUCUUCCCCAAGGAUGACGUCAUGCCUGUCGUCUCCAUGUCCAAACCGCCCGAAUGGAAAAUCUUCCUGCAGGCGCUGGUCAGCGUGUACGAGCUCGGCUGCAAGGUGGACUGGGACAACCUCCCACACGAGGGCAAGAUCGUCACGCCCAUCCCCAGGUACAGCUUCAACCCCAGACGUAACCUCCAGCUGUGCGAGUCCGCGCACAUGAUCCUUGCCGGCGUCCACUACAUGAGGAAAGAGCACCCGUUCUUGAACAAAGUGGACACAACCAACGACUGGAAAGCCAUGGUGACUCAGCUGACCUUCCCGUCAGUCUACGACCAUAUUGUCUCUGGAAUGCUGAUCAUCCCCGGGGCGUUUUAUGCCGAGACUGGAUUCGCCGUGGCCAUGCACACCAGCGAGAUGAACGCCCCCAUGUACACGGUGGGGGUCAGGUUUGAGCAGCCGUGUUCCUUCACCAGGGAGGGCGCCGUGGAGCUGGAUCUCGUGCUGAACAAAGCGACACCUCGCGGCUACGGGGCUGAAAAGUACGACAGCUACAACAUCGCAGUGGUGAAGGGCAACAAGACCUUCGCGAACAUUCACCUGCAGGCCCACAACAUGAGAGGUCAGCCAUCGACCAUUAACAUACGUCACAUUCAAGGCCGCUGUCCGCAGAUUGUUGAGAGGGACGAGAUCUACGGAACUCUCAAGAGCUUCGGCUUCACGUACGGCCCUGCGUACGCACUGCUGAUGUACGCCCAGAGAAGUUCACAAGAAUGUCUGGCAAAGAUUUUCGUACCCAAACAACUGUUCAUUGAAAUAGCUGGCACCACCAUUCACCCUUCAAUUCUAGAUGGGAUGAUCCAAACUUCCGUUAUUUUGAUGGAUGGCGUUGAUGACGCGCGGGAUCUUCUGCCUCGAUCUAUCGGCAAGUUAACCUCCUACCGACCAACAGAAAACGAGAUGUACAUUUACACCACGCUGAAGAGCUCCGAUAGAAAACUAACCCUGUAUGACAUCAAGCUCACGACUCUUUACGGGGAGGUAAUCGCUGAUCUGGAGGACCUGGCUAUCAAGUCAUUGACCGACAAAUCUGGAGGCGUGGAAAACACGUACAAGUGCAUAUGGAAGCCCACCGAAACCAAAUACCCAAAUCACGAAACCAAGAAGCCAAACGUGCUGUUUAUCACCGACUCCAUCCCAGAGAACACGCCUUCCUCCAUGCUGAAAAAAUGCAUUCAGUACGACGUCUUGGACGAGCCCGGAGAAACCGUGGCCAAAGAUAUGGACCUGAUGUUGAAAAACAAAAUGUCGGAGUAUGAGUUCAUUGUAAUCAUGAACAACACAACAAUCUCAGAAUCUGAAGACGCUUUCAGCAUCCAGACUAAGACUCUAAAUCUCUGCAUGAUGCUGAAAAACAUUUAUACAUUUGCUGUUGAGAAAAACCUAACACUUCCUAUUUAUUUAUUCACCAAAAGAGCAUUUCCUUUUGAGAACGGCCCUCCGGAAGUUGAAAAUAUUAACCCUAUAAUGACUGCGCUAUGGGGUAUGACAAGAUGCGCCUUGAAAGAACAAGUCUACACCGACCUGGUCACGAUUGACCUCCACGUUUCUGAAGAAACGAUAACAUUGCCCUAUCUGUCUUCGGUGGCUGAGAUUAUAAACAGCGACAGCAUUCUGAAGAACUACCCGGAGUGGAUGGUGACAGCCGACUGCAUGUUCGUCAACCAGUUCGUCCAGGUCGACUCGGAGACCCCGGUCCCCACGUUCAGACACAACUUCGCGGACAAGUCCCAGAACGUCAUCCUCUUGAGCAAGGAGCCGAUGGUGUUGACAGACACCUUCCCGGUGUACCACGAAACACAGGUCAAAGAUGAGACUCAGCCUCAUGUCCAGAUGGACGUCUCAGCCACGGCGUUUCAAAAUCCGCUUCUCUUCAACAUGAAGAUGUUGUACAGCGUCAUGGAAAAACGCCGAACUCUCAAAGGAAACGGGUACCCGCUGUUUGCCCUAGAGAACAUAGGCCCAGUCCAAGGAGACGCCGUCUGUAAGAGACAGAGGAGGUACAACAUACCCGCUAUUUCAUGUUACCCAGCCCCCAUUGGGUCUAAAAUCAAAGUACCGAUUGACGCCACAAUUCCAGCUGAUUUGAUUGCAGAUUACGUCCCCGGGGAUCUCACACGAUUGGUUCUACUGUGGUCUCUACACGAGCUGGUCACUACCAGAAACGCCACCAUUUUAGCCUCCUCCGCCACGGCGAAAUACGGGGAAAUUCUUAUGUGUUUGCUGUUAAGUCGGAGAAAGCCAAAACCGUUAAACGUGAACCUAGUCGUGGUCGAGGAGUUGAACAACAUCGAGACGUUGAACGAGACGAUCGUAUCGCUGGUCCUGAUGGAUGAGAAUAUCGUCCCCAUCAUGGCUAGACGCUGGCUGCAGCCAAAGUACUACAUCAGCGUCUCCUCCCUGCUGGAGCCGGUAGCCAGAGCUCCCAUUUCCUUCUUCCUCCCCACUGUCGAGAUCAAGCUGCUAGACACGGCCACAGUCUUCCACCCCCACAACGUCACCACGCUCGUCCCCAGGGUCAAGAAGUGGAUGGUCAAGCACUCGUCCCUCAUGCCAAGAGUCGCAGAGUGCCUACACAAAAACCCCAUCACAACAGGGAUUUACAAGGAUGCUGUAGCUGACAUCGACGAGUUGCUGGAGGUGCAGAUCACCAAGAUGAAUAGCUCGGUGGUGAGGGUGGAGAAGACGGAACUCUUCAGAAAAGACGCGGUGUACAUCGUCGUGGGUGGAUUGACGGGUCUGGGGUGGCUUUUUGUCAAGUUCCUUGCGCAAAACGGUGCUGGAAACAUAGCCAUUCUCAACAGAAGACAGGCAACAAUAGAAAAAACCAAUGAGAUAGCCCAGCUCGCUGCUUCAGAAAACUGUAACAUUAAAGCUUUACAGGCGGACGUUACUCAUAUGGAUUCGUUGAAAAAUUUCAUGUCGCAGAUGGAACAAGCGUUUCCGAACAUCGUGUUGAAGGGCGUUUUCUUCGGCGCUGCUGUUGUGGAUGAUCAGCUGCUAGUGCAGAUUGAUCCAAAAGUUUUUGCCAAAGUCAUGUCCCCUAAAGUGAUGGGUGCGUGGAACUUGCAUCAGUUAACCAAAGAUCUCCCGCUAGACUACUUCGUGCUGCACUCCUCCGUCACUUCCGUCAUCGGAAAUGCGGGUCAGACGAGCUACGGUGCAGGAAACGCCUUCAUGGACGGCAUGGCACACUACCGCAAACACCUCAAGCUGUCGGGACAAAGCAUCAACUGGGGAGCUCUCGACCUCGGUAUGUUGAGCGAUUACAGCGAGGCCAAAAAGAUAUUGGAAGCUCAGGGUUUUGUACUGCUAACUGAAGAAGACAUUUCUGCUGUUAUUAUCCCUAUACUGCUUCUAGAUUGGGGACAGAUCUUGCCGUGCAAAUUCGAUGAUGAAAUUCUGCUGAAACGAUUGAAGAGGGAUAUGCUGGUUCCAUUCCAGUACCGUCUUAAAUCUAUGCUGGGUUCCGCAGCGGAAGAGGUCAAAAUCGAAGAAGAUAUUCUUCUCGCUCUGCAGACAGCGAGAGAACUUCCGCCAGAUCAAAGGGUAGACGUGUACGAGAGAUACGUCAUUGCUCUAGCCAGCCAGGUCCUCAGCGCUGAAGACGGCGCCAUUAAAUCAGACACGAAUCUCGUGGACAUGGGAAUGGACUCUAUCGUUGCCAUGACGAUGAUCAACCAAAUUUACAAAGAGGUUCACUGUAGAUUGCCGGCUAUCGUUUUCAUCAGCGGGGAUCCAUCAGUUCGAAUCAUCGCUCAAGCUAUUGAUGACGUGUUGUCCGGGAGGUUGGCGGAAGGUUCCGAGUUUGGACCGGAUGCGGAACAGCUAGCAAUAGAAGCAGGCGAUGCUCAGGAUAAUAAAGAGGAGAAGAAGGAAGUGAAAGCGAUUGAACCUCCGCCUCCAAAGAGACGAAUAAGCUUUGCUGCAUCAACAAUUGAGUCCAGCCAAUUGGCUAUUUACAAGAGACACCCCAGAAAGCAAAGUCUUCACGGUGUUGUCGACGUGGAGAUUCCAGACGACAAGAAAGAUCCGUCGAUAGUGAGACAGGCAAUCUUGAAGACACUCGAGCUGCACCCGACGGCUUGUACGGCUUUCAAGGAAGACAUGUCGAAACGAACCAGCGUCAUGAACUUUGAGAAGCAAGUUCUCCCCGCAGAGAAAGCGAUGGACUUCAGGGUGGUGAGCAAGAGUGGAGAAGAGAUGCAAGAGUUCUCGGAAGAAGCUUUCGAUGUGAAAGAGAAAGGCCCGCUCAGGUUUGUUCUCCAGCAAGGAUCCAAGACCAACUUGCGAAUCAUUUUCCACAAAGCUGGAUUCGACGUCAGGGCCAUUUACCAGGUUAUUCAGGACCUGGUCUCCGCGUUUGAUCCCAAGUUUAAGAAACCCGUUCUAGAAAAAGAAUACAUUGACAAAACACUGCAACAGUCGGAAGAUUUUAACAUGGAACUUGACAAAAUUUACAAAUCAAAAUCGGAAUCUUUCGCGCACUUUUGGGCGAAGACAUUGAGCCAGGACGUGGCGAAUACGUCACUUCGCGGACAACAAACACAGUUCCCUCCACGUCCGCUGUUGGCAACCAACGGCUCGCUGAGGACCGUCUUGUCUCCAGAGUUGACGCAGAAGAUGGUCAAUUUCAUCCGAUUCCAUCACGUGUCUCUGCUAGGUCUGGUAGCUGGAGCCUACCAGACCCUCGUCCACAUCCUGACCGGCAAGUCGACCAUCAGCCUCAUGUUCCCCGUUGACCUACGCCGCUACAUCACCGACCUGAACAACGACGUCGCCAACUACUGCAACGAGAUCCCCCUCCUCGCGCAGUUCGACGACACCAACAAAGUCACGAUCCAGGAGUUCAUCAUCAGCAACAACAAACGCAUCCAGCAGCACAUCGACCACGGCAUGCUACCCUUCACACUCUUCCAGGGCUUGGCCGAAAGAACGAUGGAGAUGUUUGACCAAAGUCCACACGGAAUCAGCAUCGAGAUGCUCGCAGACGACAUCGCGUCACAAAUCAGCAACAGGCCUGGAAACAACGGGGUCAAAUCUGCCCCGGCCAUUUUGCCGAUGGGUUUGGAAACCAAUCUCCUGAUUCAACACAAUUUAUUAAAGGGCGUCGUCGUCCUAAACCUCGGGUACAAAGAAUGUGUGAUGAAUGGAAUGAGAGCGGAAGUUUUGAUGAAAAAUCUGGUCAGUCUAUUGACCGGCGUCAUGACAAACCCUGGCCUGCAACUGAGACAAAUCAAAAAGUACACAAAAGGCGUGAACGCCAGGCUGGAGAAAAAACCGUUCUGUGCUGUGCAGUAGGCCACAGUACCACAUGCAAAACACAGACAGAAGCUGCCACAGCUCACAAUAACUAUCACUGCCUCAUGUCACAAUAGGAGGAAGAAUUAAUCAAAUAUCUUCCGGAAGUAAAAAGCUCGUACACUUAGUACGUCUGAUUGCUGACAACAGUUUCUUCCCCUUACUCUUCACAAAAUAUUUUUUGCCCUUAACAAUUACCAAUCGUGUUCUGUUUCUAUCACAAAUGAUAGCAAUUUUGUGAGAGAAAUUAAUAAUUUUUUUUAUCAAUCUAUUUUUACCAUAUAAUCUAACG
Messenger RNA from Physella acuta, 8076 nucleotides. RefSeq names its product mycocerosic acid synthase. Gene Ontology annotation, biological process: fatty acid biosynthetic process. The record is from RefSeq and is a predicted model, not a curated record. NCBI's taxonomy places the organism in Eukaryota, Metazoa, Mollusca, Gastropoda, Physidae. Gene Ontology annotation, molecular function: fatty acid synthase activity; 3-oxoacyl-[acyl-carrier-protein] synthase activity; phosphopantetheine binding.